Melanaphis sacchari is the source of this 1127-nucleotide messenger RNA. RefSeq lists its product as uncharacterized. NCBI's taxonomy places the organism in Eukaryota, Metazoa, Arthropoda, Insecta, Hemiptera, Aphididae. The coding region runs from base 1 to 1002 and encodes 333 amino acids. The record is from RefSeq and is a predicted model, not a curated record. The transcript has 6 exons.
AUGAAAGAAACGUCAACGGCGGCAGUCGCUUCAAAGUCCGGUAAACGUGACGUCGAAAUGGUAGCGGACGGGAUAUCGGACACAGCGGAUAGGAGGAAGUCAACUUCGGGUUGUCGUCGGAGGAUUGUAGCGUCGGCGGCGGUUGCAUCGUCGCACGGUGGACAAUCGCGUACCGCGAUGACAGUCCUGUCCAUGGUGAUGGUCGCCUGUGCCGUGGCGGCUGUCGACUUGCAACACGUGGCCAUCGUUUGCCAACACUGGCUAUUAGCGAUGUUUCAGUCGGCUGCCGAUCAACAGUGUGCAUUGACGUUACCGGACUUCUUUGAAGAUGUACUACGACCGCCAAUUGAUUGUUCCUACUGCCAAGAAUUAGACGCUAUUGAGAAGGUAUUCAAUCUAUCAGCGGAAAAUUUUGAAAAGCACUACGCGUAUACUGGACGACCAGUAGUGGUUGUCGAAGACUCCAAUGUCGAGCGGUCGACUAAUUUUGGGUUUCGAUUUUUCAAAAAUUUGUCCGAUUCCAAACUUCUAACGCCGUGCCAAUUUUUCCCGUACAAAACCGAAUUCAAAACGCUUGAAGAAGCUCUGAACAUGGACGACGAACGGGCCAAGAUGACGCCCGGAUAUACCCCGUGGUAUAUCGGAUGGAGCAAUUGUGAACGUAAAUCGAUAAAUCGUCUAAAGGAACAUAUAACUUUACCGAAUUUCUUACCAAAACUAUCAGACAGGAAGCAAACCCUAUGGAUUUUUAUGGGCACACCUGGUCACGGAGCACCAAUGCACAUCGACAAAGUAGCAUUUCCGUCGUGGCAGACGCAAAUCAGCGGAUAUAAAAAAUGGACGUUACGUACGCCGGCCGAAUGUUUUUUCAAAUGCAAACGAAUGUUCGAAGUGUUCAUGGAACCUGGUUCGACAAUUGUAUUGGAUACAAAUAUUUGGUACCAUGAAACGCAAACCAUCGGUCAGGAUAUCAGCAUAACUGUGGGUGGCGAAUACGAUUGAGAUGCAAGACAUACACAAAGAUAAUUGUAGGUACUUAAAUAUUAGAAAUCAUUUACACUAUAAUUCCAAUGGCUUUUUUUUUUAUUAUUUUAAAUUAUUAACAUACACCAGCCAUUAAUAAGAAA